CAAAUCCGCUGUGUGUCGCCCUCAUAAUUUACUUGUCCUAACUCUGUUGUUGCGUGAACGUAUAACCUGAGCAGCCCCUCGAAUCGUGGGUGUUCCUUCCAUUCUACAUAUGCUACAACCAGCCCGUUGACAGCAAACGUGUUUGUUUCCUUCUUCUCUUCAUCUCAGCUCAAUUGUUUCGCGACUACUUUAUAAUUUUAUCCGACACCGAUAUGGGGUUGGAAAUGCCGCCCAUCAAGCUAAUCAUAGCCUAUGUGCUAGAUUGGAUCCUUAUCAUCGCCAUUGCGGCAGUAGGUGGCGGUAUCUCUUUUAUCACACCAUAUCAUCGGCCUUUCUCCCUGGUCGACCUCGCAAUCAGCUAUCCAUACGUUGACCACGAUGUCAUCUCCAACGCAGCACUGGUCCUCAUCUCCUUGAUCGCGCCAGCCAUCAUAAUCGUAAUCGUCACCGCACUAUUCGUACCCGCCUUCUCGCGCUCGACCAUUCGCGACAAACGUUACUGGCAGCGCAAGCUGUGGGAGUUCAAUGCAGGUUGGAUGGGCUUAGCACUGAGCUACGCGCUCGCAUUGUUCGUUACCCAGGGCAUCAAGAAUUUACUUGGCAAACCACGACCGGAUCUGCUGGCAAGAUGUCAACCUGAUCUGACCGACAUCGCUGCACACGUGGUGGGCGGAUACGGACAAGAUAUCUCGCAGAGAUGGACACUAGUCAGCUCGUCCAUUUGCACGCAGACGGACAAGAAGCGUCUGGAUGAAGGCUUCCGCAGUUUCCUGAGCGGGCACUCCUCCAUGUCCUGGGCUGGUCUUCUCUACCUUUCUCUCUGGUUGGCCUCCAAGUUCAACAUGCUGAUACCUUACCUCGGCCAUGGCACACCAUCGCCUAAACGCAAUGAUGACGACGAGGAUGCCGAGCAAGAAGCCAGAGAUCGUGCCGCUGCGCCACCAGUCUUUGGCGCGAUCAUCGUCUUAGUCCCACUUUGCGUCGCCUUCUACAUCUGCUCUACCCGCUAUGUCGACUUUAAGCAUCAAGGCAUCGAUAUCUUCUCGGGCAGCGUGUUGGGAAUAAUGACCGCUUGGAUUGGCUUCCGCUGGUACCACGGCAGUCUGACAAGAGGACAGCCCUGGACAUGGAGUCCUAGAUCGAAGGAUCGUGCUUUCGCCGUAUCGAGCGGUACACAUGGGUGGAUCGGCGAGAGAAUGGUCAGAAGGGAACGAGUGCAGAGAAACAGAGAGGUUGAUGUAGAGGCUGGUGGUUCAGGCGACCCCAUCGUCAAAUAGAAUUCCGAUGGAAGCUCUGUAUGAAUACGAACGAGAAAAGGAAACGACGAAGCGCUUGUAUGUUUGUUUUUCAGUUGUGAUUGCCGUUUAUCAUGACUUAUGUUCUAUACAAAUUCAUCGUACCAUGAUCGCUCGUUCCUUAUAUGCAACCAAAUAUCUUCGACUUAAACCCAAUAUUUACCAAGCAAUCUUCGCAAUAGGGCCAUUAGGGAAAGACCUAACCACCAGUUUCCUCAUCUCGUCCAUAACCAAGAUACCAAGCGCCAGUGGCAGCGGAAUCAACCAAAAUUCGAUGGGCACGGU
Messenger RNA from Aureobasidium pullulans EXF-150, 1580 nucleotides. Its product is annotated as acid phosphatase/Vanadium-dependent haloperoxidase. NCBI's taxonomy places the organism in Eukaryota, Fungi, Ascomycota, Dothideomycetes, Dothideales, Saccotheciaceae. Gene Ontology annotation, biological process: phospholipid metabolic process. The transcript has 2 exons. Gene Ontology annotation, molecular function: phosphatidate phosphatase activity. Bases 213 to 1277 code for a protein of 354 amino acids. The record is from RefSeq and is a predicted model, not a curated record.